Hibiscus syriacus is the source of this 648-nucleotide messenger RNA. RefSeq lists its product as uncharacterized. The coding region runs from base 1 to 648 and encodes 215 amino acids. The transcript has 4 exons. The record is from RefSeq and is a predicted model, not a curated record. NCBI's taxonomy places the organism in Eukaryota, Viridiplantae, Streptophyta, Magnoliopsida, Malvales, Malvaceae.
AUGCCAACUUCAUCUUCGUUUUUGAGGCAGCUAAGUGUAAAACAAGGCUGGAAAUCUAAAUCCUGUAGGUGGGAAAUGAGCAACAAUGACAACAACGUUGUUGGAGGGGGAAAAUGUAGAAUGGAACAAGGUCGUGUUAACAUGUAUGGCAAUGGUCAUGAUGAUGAUGAUGGGUUGGUUUUAAGGAAGAGGGUGAUGGUUGUGGUGGACCAAAGUUCACAUUCUAAGCAUGCAAUGAUGUGGGCACUUACACAUGUUGUUAACAAGGGUGAUUUGGUUACUCUACUCCAUGUUAUCUCCCCAAUCCCAAAGUGUUCACACUCUUCUUUCCUUUUGCUUAUUCACGUGGAAAACCGAAAUGAAAUCCAGGUAGAAGUGGAAACAGUGGCAAUCCAAGGGCCAAAGCUGGCGAUAGUGAUGAGCCAAGUGAAGAAGCUUGGAGUGUCUGUGUUGGUACUUGGUCAAAAAAGGCAAUCUCCUUUCUUAACCUGUCUGUGUGGGAAAAGCGAGAAUGAAGAGUUUGUUGAGCAAUGUAUCAAAAAUAUAGAUCGAAAUUGCUUAACUAUUGGGGUUAGGAAGCAGAGCAAUGGCGUCAGCGGCUACCUUAUUAGCACUAGAUGGCUUAACAACUUCUGGCUCUUGGCUUAA